ACACACUUAGAUAAUGUAAUAAUAUAUAACAGUAAUAUAAAGUAAUACAUGAAUAUAACGAUUUUGGCCGGCCGUCCGUAAUGCGGUUGAUAGUGUUUUGUUUCGUUUUGGUUUUGGUGAAGAGCAGCCAAGCAAUGAUACCGGCUUACUCCGUGUCCGCGCUAAGGCUGGCGUUCGACGAGAUCGCUGCCAUCCUGCCCAUCGCCAACCAGCUCGCCUGCCUCCUCAUCCCCUUCCUCAUCAACCUCAUCAACAACCUCAACAACCUGUCCAACAUCGUCCAGAACCUCACCCCGGCACUGCUGCCCUACUUCGGCUGCACUCUGCCCCUGCUGUACGCGACCUUGACGGACUUAGCUUCAGUUCUCUUUCUCUACAUCAGCGUUCUCAUUUCUCUCUUCCGCUCGAAUGUCCUGGCGGCCCCUGGCCUCCUCUCCGGCCUGGUCUCCGAUGUCUUGAACCUGGUGCUCAACCUGCUGACGGGUCUGUCGGACGGUACUGGUCUCUUGACGGGCCUGAUCAAGCUGAUCACGAAUAUCCUGGUGGAAUUGGAAAAGUUGCUAAUUUAAGUGAAUAUUUAUAAAUAAACUUGUUUUAAGUG
Aricia agestis (brown argus) is the source of this 601-nucleotide messenger RNA. RefSeq lists its product as uncharacterized. Lineage: Eukaryota; Metazoa; Arthropoda; Insecta; Lepidoptera; Lycaenidae. The transcript has 2 exons. The record is from RefSeq and is a predicted model, not a curated record. Bases 81 to 569 code for a protein of 162 amino acids.